This is a messenger RNA of Rhizopus microsporus ATCC 52813, 767 nucleotides long. RefSeq lists its product as uncharacterized. Gene Ontology annotation, molecular function: protein binding; damaged DNA binding; aspartic-type endopeptidase activity. Lineage: Eukaryota; Fungi; Mucoromycota; Mucoromycetes; Mucorales; Rhizopodaceae. The record is from RefSeq and is a predicted model, not a curated record. The coding region runs from base 43 to 708 and encodes 221 amino acids. Gene Ontology annotation, biological process: proteasome-mediated ubiquitin-dependent protein catabolic process; nucleotide-excision repair. The transcript is spliced from 4 exons.
CUUUUCUUUUUUUUUCUAAUUACACUUUUAAACACGCGUGAUAUGUUUGUGACUAUUACAACAGAUGGAGAAGACAUUUACAACUUGGAAAUUGAUAGUCAAAUGGCUAUUGAAGAUCUAAAGGCACUUUUAGAGGCAGAGUCAGGAGUUCCACCUGAUAUGCAGCGUUUAUUUUAUCAUGGAAAAGAAUUAUCAGAACUUAAAAAGACAUUAGAAGAGUAUCAAGUUGGACAAAACGAAAUGAUACACAUGCAACGAAUUCAACAAGCAGCGCCAAGUCAUCCUGACUUUGAUGCUAUGCGUCAACAUGUCCUUCAAGAUCAACGACUUUUACAACAACUAGAAAGGACAAAUCCCGAAUUAGCGCAUGCAGCACGUCAUGAUCCUGCAAAAUUCUCAACCAUGGUCGAACAGAUUGAACAAUCUCGUCGUGCGGCAGAAAUUCAAAAAGCACAAUUAGCAGCUCUUAACAAUGACCCUUUUGAUAUCGAAGCACAGAAGCGCAUUGAAGAGGCUAUCCGUCAGGAAAAUAUAGCAGCCAACUUGGAAGCAGCUAUGGAAUAUAACCCAGAGUCAUUCACAAGAGUGACACGUCUUUAUAUUAAUGUAGAAAUCAACAAUAAGAAAUUGGUUGCUCUUGUUGACUCGGGAGCUCAGAGCACCGUGAGUAAGUAUCUACAACAGCAAAAAAAAAAAAAAGGUGACUGACAUCUUGUCUCUAGUUAGUCCAGAAACAGCAGAAGCAUGUGGACUUAUGCGUCUAUUAG